Molecule: messenger RNA, 8226 nt
Organism: Ctenopharyngodon idella (grass carp)
Lineage: Eukaryota; Metazoa; Chordata; Actinopteri; Cypriniformes; Xenocyprididae
Gene: atg2b
Product: autophagy related 2B
Exons: 43
Coding region: 269-6505 (2078 amino acids)
Biological process (GO): autophagy of mitochondrion; reticulophagy; piecemeal microautophagy of the nucleus
Cellular component (GO): extrinsic component of membrane; phagophore assembly site
Molecular function (GO): phosphatidylinositol-3-phosphate binding
Source: RefSeq, a predicted model, not a curated record
GUCACGAGCGUGUUUGUAAACACCAUCAUUAGCCUUAUAAUCAGAGAUGCUGCUUUCACACGACCUGACUUAUAAUGCGCAUGAAGACUACCAUCUCCAGUUGAACAUAGGUGUUAUUACUGAGCGAUGCAUCAGCAGAAGAGACUAACUUGAAUGAAGGUAUAAAGGAUUGUGUUUAGCCAGCAUGCUAGUUCACCCUAAGCCAAGGAACAACGGUUAGUCAGCUAUUUUAUAAUACAGUACACACUGAACCCAAGAGCUGGUCAAGAUGCCUUGGCCAUUUUCUGAGUCUAUUAAGAAGCGGGCCUGCAGGUACCUGCUGCAUCGAUAUCUUGGAAAUUUUCUCCAGGAGAAGCUCAGUUUGGACCAGCUUAGUCUGGACCUCUAUCAAGGCACGGGCUCACUUGCUCAAGUGCCGCUGGACAAAUGGUCCCUGAAUGAGAUCCUGGAGUCUGUGGAUGCACCAUUUGAGGUGAGUGAGGGCUUCAUCCAGGCCAUUUCUCUCACUGUGCCAUGGGCCUCACUGCUCCAGGACAACUGCGCACUGGAAGUGAGGGGCUUGGAGAUGGUGUUCAGGCCAAGACCUCGAAUAGCAUCAGGCAUGGAGCCCAUGUGCUGGUCCAGCUUUAUGACCAGCAGUAUGCAGCUGGCCAAAGAGUGUCUAAGCCAAAGACUCACUGAUGAACAGGGAGAGAGCUUCCAACCUCUGGAGGGUCUGGAAAAGUUUGCCGAGACUAUUGAGACAGUGUUGAGAAGAGUCAAGGUCACUUUUGUGGAUACUGUCCUGCGGAUGGAACACAUUCCUGAAAAUUCUAAAACUGGCAUUGCCCUCGAACUUCGAAUCAAUAAAAUGGUUUACUGUGAUGAGAGUGUGGAGGAGGGCUCCAGUGUCAAUAUCCAUCAGCCUACUACAUUUGCACAUAAAAACCUCACUCUGGACGGAGCUUCUGUGUUCUGGGAUGAGUUUUCAGAGUCAGCACGUGCUGGCCCUAAAUCAUCCCCCACUCAAACAGAGGUUGAACCCAAGCUUUCACCAAGUUGGAACCCAAAAAUCAUCUGUGAGCCUCACCCUCAGUUCCCAGAGCCCGUGUCUUCCAGUACACCAUUCGAACCAGUGCAGGUGUGCUGCCUUAGUGGGAAACUGGAGCUGUCCGUGGUUCUGAAGCAGAAUGAAGCUAUGCCCGGAGCUAAGUUGGAUAUUGACGGGCAGUUUGAUUCUCUAAUCAUGCUGCUCUCACCACAACAAGUCCACCUCUUACUGGACAUGUUUGGGGUCUUCUCCAGCUCAGCCGGGCAGGAGUGGUCUGCAAUAGGAAAGGACAGAAAGAGUCGGCCCAUGCAGCAGGAGGAUGAGUAUCGCCUCCACAUGGAGCUCAACCGCUGCCUGAAGAAAGACACCAUAACAGGUGCCACUGACCAGGACCUGUUUGAAAGCCAGACCACCAGAACGGUGUCCAGCAGAGAGGACGUCUUUUUCUCCAUGGCUGAUAUGGACAUGUCACAUAGCCUAUCAUCUCUGCCUCCUCUUGGGGAUCCACCCACGGUGGAUCUGGAUUUGUCUGUAAAUAGCAACUACUCCGCCUCCCUGGGGGAGUCGCCAUCUGGAAAUGUAACUACGGUGUGGGAUGAAUACAUGGAUGUUCCUAGACAGAAGGAGAAACAGAUAAAUGAAACACCUCAACUUUCUAGAGAUUCUCAGCUUACCCACAAGUUGAUACGGCAGACAUCUCAUCCUUCUAAAGGCCAUUGUGACGAGUCCAGGCCUGAGCUGGUUCUCAGGCUGACAGUGGGCAAUCUCUGCCUGUCUGUUCUCCAUAUCGAUCCCCUCCCACCUUCAGACUCCUCCCGCAGCCAUCUUGCACCAAUGGCCUCAGAGUUUUUCCGUAUUCUGUCUGUAAAUCAACUCCCUGCUGGUGGUUUCCUCCAAUCACGAACUGUCUUUGAUGAAGCCUGUCCACAUGAUCAUCUCAGGUUCAUUGGUCAGGGAUUAAAGGUGACAUACGAGCACUGCCAAGGCUCCAGUGUACGUACGCUGAACACGGAUCUCACUCUGAGUCAGGUGGAGCUUUUGGAAUGCCUGUACUCUACUGACAGCCACACUACACAGAGUGGAGCCCAGUACACAGAGCUUCUUGCAUUUGAUGUCCCAGCCAGUAGUGAGUCUCCCCCUCCUACAUGCCUACAUUUACACUACAAACUAACAGAACGCAGAGGCCCACAGGGUGGGCAGGUACGCCUGAGUACUGUACCUCGCAAGGCAGAUUUGCAGGUGGAGCUGGGUAAAGUGCGCUCAGAGUGUGACGUCAGCAUUGUGGACAGGCUCAACUCCCUACUACAGCCUCAGAAACUGGUUACAACAGAGAUGAUGGCAUCUCACAUGUACACCUCCUACAAUAAACAUGUCAGUCUGCACAAAGCCUUUGCAGAGGUCUUCCUGGAUGAUAGUCGCACCCCAGCGCACUGCCACGUGUCUGUGUCAAUAAAUGCACCUCUACUGGUGCUAGUGGUGCGGUUUCCAAUCCCAGACCUGCGCUCCGAUCAGGAAAGGGGCCCCUGGUUUAAGAAGUCCCUGCAGAAAGAGCUGCUGCAGCUGGAGCUGGAGGAUCUGGAGCUUAAAACGGAGUUCACUGGAGGAAACUCAUCAGAGCAGACCAAGAUGGAGCUCACUUUCAAAGAGCUCAGCGGGUCAUUCCAAAAAGACAAAGAUCACCCUGCAGCCAGGUUCUUACGAGUAGCUAACACCAUGGAGGAGGAUAUGACAUCGUCUGACUGUGGCAAAUUCGACUGGCCCAGAGUGGUUUUGAAGGUGAACCCCAAGGCUGUGCGCUCCAUCUUAGAGCGUGUAACAGCUGAGGAAGAGGAAGAAGAAGCAGACGGUCACUCACAGGAGGAAGAGGAGGAAGAAGAAGGAGCCGCCCACUCCCUGAAGGAUGUGUGCGAUUUUGGCAAACCUGAGCCAUCCCCUUUCUCCUCACGACGUGUCAUGUAUGAGAAUGAGGAGAUGGUCAUCCCAGGAGACGUGGUGGAGAUGACGGAAUUCCAAGAUAAAACCAUAAGCAACUCCCGCUACAUCCUUGAGCUGUUUUUCCCUAACGUGCAGCUCUCUUUGCCCAAUAAAGACUUUUAUGAGAAACUACACAACAGGAUUAAUAACGACCUGCUGCUAUGGGAACCCACAGCUCCAUCUCCAGUCGAGACAGUGGAGAACAUCCCAUAUGGGGUGGGCCUGUCUGUAGCCAGUCAACUCAUCAACACGUACAGUAAAGACAGCUUCAGUCAGUUUAGAUCUACUGGCCCAGAGGAGGAAGAGAGUGGUUCUGAGGAAGAGACUCUGCAGUAUUACACCCCUGCUGAACUGGGUUAUAGGAACAGAAGGAAGAAGAGGAGUAAGAUGCAGCCUAAGAACUCUCAGAGCCUCUUUUCCAUCGUCCUGUCUGUUAACCAUGGUCUGCUAGCUCUGCACACACACUUAAAGCAGGAUGAUAAUAGUGUGUUACAAAAAAAACAUGGUGAAUUCUGGAUGGAGGUGAAAAACGGGACGCUGUUUGGCGUAACGCAACAUGAAGGCUAUAAAGACCAGCAUUAUGUCUGCUUCCACACAUCUCAGGCCUGCCUCUAUCACCACGGCACGGUGGAAGGGGAUGCCCCUGAGUGGAGUGUUAAUUUGCCCUGCAGGACGCGUCCUCUUUGGCUAGAGCGUGUUAUGUAUGCGUCUGAAUCUGCCCCAGAGAGGGCGUCUCCCUCUGAAGGGCUCAGUUUGGAGCCCCACAGCAUGCUGUCUGUCGCUGUUAAAAUUUCCUCCCACAACACUGAGCGCAACGUCAAGGAGUUUCUCAUAGCCAUUGGCAUGAGGGGAGUCACACUGGAACACAGAGUGGUGCCUUCAAGUCUGGGCUGGUAUGACCAGAUAGUUGACUUUUUAAAUGUGUCAGAUGAGCCGGUGCUUGGCUACACACCCCCUUCAUCUGUGUCCACCCUCCACCUGCAUCUAUGGAGCUGCUCCCUGGAUUAUAGACCUUUGUAUUUACCUGUGAGAUCUCUGCUGACUGUGGAGACCUUUAGCAUCUCCAGCAGUGUGUCUUUAGAUCACUCUUCCUCCAGUUUGAGAAUAAUUUUAGAUGAAGCUGCAUUGUUUCUGUCUGACAAGAUCAACGCUGUGUCUGUUAAUCUGGCACGAGAUUAUGUGCAGGUGGUUGAUAUGGGGACUCUGGAACUGAGGAUCACUGCAGUCAAACCAGGAGCAGAUGGCAAAAUGACAGAGCCAAGGUUUGAGCUGCGUUGCUCAAGUGAUGUUAUUCACAUUCGCACCUGUUCAGACUCCUGUGCCGCUCUUAUGAACCUUAUUCAGUACAUAGCCAGCUAUGGAGAUCUCCUGCCCCCUUCUGGACAGGAGGCCAAGCGCAGAAGCACUAAACAAAGGGUUAAGACAGAAGCAGCGAGCCGCCCACCAGCUCCGGCACCUCUACUUCCUGAAGCGGAGCAGCAGAUUCUUCAGGAUCUGAUGAGUGAUGCAAUGGAAGAGACAGACAGCCUGCAGAGCCAUAUGCUGCAACAGAACGGUAUCAACGAAGACCAUUCACAUGAUCAUGAGCCACCCCGUUCUGACCUCUUCCUUUUCCCUGAUGAGAGUGGAAACCUGGGGCAGGACCCGAGCCCCACGUACCCAACCCUGCACUCCCCACUCAUCUCUCCCCCUGCCCCCUCUGUGGUCCACGACUCUGAUGACUUCUGCAUCCUGGACACGCCGGGCUCUAGAAUAGAGGAACGGGAUGAGGAGCCUGUGGUAAAGAAGCUAACCUCUGAACCUAUCCUGGUGAAGGAAGAACAUUUCAGUGUCCCCCUGGAGGGCAGCACCUCGAAUAAGGGGCCGCUUCAUUUCCCUGUGCCGGAAAUCAGAUACCUGGUCAAAGAGAUCUCUGUAGUGUGGCACCUCUACGGAGGAAAGGACUUUGGCGGUGGCGCACUGUCCUCAUCACCAGCUCGCAGUCAAGGGUGCACUCCUCACAGUUCUCCAUCACAGACUCCUGUAAGACAGGUGAGAAGAGGCUCCCGUGCUGGAGGAUGGGGCAGAAACCCUGAUGUUCUGAUGGAGAUUCAACUCAGUAAGGUGCGGUUCCAGCAUGAAGUGUAUCCUCAGAUUGCUCCAGAGGCAGGCGUUUUGACGGAGCAGCCGGUGUCCAGACAGGUGUUCUCAGUGCAGGAUCUGGAGAUACGAGACAGGCUGGCCUCUUCUAUGAUGAACAAGUUCCUCUAUCUGUACUCCAGUAAAGAGAUGCCCAGGAAAGCUCACUCCAACAUGUUGACCAUCAGAGCCCUACACGUAUGUGCGGAAGCAGGACAGGCACCUCAGGAGUGCUGUCUACGUGUGUCACUAAUGCCCCUCCGUCUGAACAUUGAUCAGGAUGCAUUGUUCUUCUUGAAGAACUUCUUCACCAGUCUGGCAGCAGAGGUUGAACUGUUUUCCCCACCAGAGCAGGAAGCAUUCUGUGUAUCAAUGAAGAAGCCUCCUGGCCCGGAGGUUUCCUGCAGUUUUUCCAAGUACAACGGUGCAACGGCUCAAGACCCUGCGCCCAUCAUCUCAGUGCCAACACAAAGCCGCGCCAGUCCAAGCCUCCUCCGCACCUGCAGCCAAGACAGCACUGCUGAGACAGACACUGCCUCCACAUCUUUCACAGAUCAGCCCAUAUUCUUCAGAGAGUUCCGAUUCACUUCAGAGGUGCCAAUUCGAUUAGACUACCAUGGAAAACACAUGGCCAUGGAGCAGGGCACAUUUGCUGGUAUUGUGAUUGGACUGACACAACUGAACUGCUCAGAGCUUAAAUUACGUCGCCUGUGUUACAGACAAGGGUUAUUGGGUGUUGACAAACUCUUUUCAUAUGCCAUUAAUGAGUGGCUAAAUGACAUAAAGAAGAACCAGUUGCCAGGGCUUUUGGGAGGCGUGGGGCCUAUUCAUUCCUUGGUUCAGCUAGUUCAGGGUUUUAGGGAUCUAGUUUGGCUGCCAAUUGAGCAGUACCGUAAGGAUGGACGAAUAGUGCGUGGCUUUCAACGGGGCACAGCUUCCUUCGGAACCUCCACCGCAAUGGCUGCUCUGGAGCUCACCAAUCGGAUGGUGCGAACAAUACAGGCGGCUGCUGAAACGGCUUAUGACAUGGUCUCUCCAGUGCCAGAUGAGAAAGAAUCCAAAAAGAUUAAACGGUACUCACAUUACUGUCUGGCCCAUCAGCCAGUGGACCUCAGAGAAGGAGUGGCCAAGGCAUACAGCGUAGUAAAAGAGGGCAUUACCGACACAGCUCUGACCAUUUAUGACACUGCGACACGUGAACAUGAACAGAGGGGCAUGACAGGCGCUGUGGGCGGAGUCCUGCGGCAGCUUCCUCCAGCUGUUGUUAAACCUCUUAUCGUUGCCACAGAAGCAACGUCCAAUGUGCUGGGAGGCAUGAGGAACCAGAUUCAGCCAGAUGCACGUCAGGAAGAGUCCCAAAAAUGGCGCCUAGGAGAAGAGUGAGCUCUCUUCACUGAAAUUUACUCUGCUGGCCUGCAUUACAUCAAAAUUGAUAUUCAUACUGGCCUUUCAGCCCAGAUAUGUGUGUUGGAUUAUAUGUAUUGGUGUGUUAAUGCUUGUAAAGAUCAUAUGAGACCAGUUUUUCUGUUUUGCUGCUUAUGCUUUAGUUUAAAGCGGUCGUGGUGUUUGAGUGACAGACAGCUAGAGGCUGUGAUAGCACAAAUAUAACCCCCAAAUGAAGUAUCGGAGAAAGACUGGAGCUUUUUUCUCAACAGCACUUGUGCUUGACAUUUAAUGUAACUGGAGUCAUUGAGCCGCAGAACUGGAGACGCACAGCUCCCGCUGGAGUAGAUUUAACUAGAUUUGUCUCGUCUCAGCCCCCUAUCAAACGUCCUUGUAGUGCCUUCAUGUCAUAGUUUAUUAAUAUCAUACGUUUAUCUGUUUUAUGAAUGAGGUGGUGUAGUGUCUUGUAGGGAACAAGAUUUCUGUGCCAUGGGUUUUCUCAUCAUUUAAUUUUAAACAGGUCUAUUACAACAGCAUUCAAGUAAUUUAAAAUGUGACUUGUGUUGGUUACGUCAUGACGUCUUAUGUUGGAUGCAAGGGAGAAUCUCACAAAAAGUCAGGGUCAUAUUUCACCCCAAAAUCAAAAGGCAACCCCCCCCCACACACACACACAUAUAUUCUUAUUACUGUAACAGUCAUAUUAUAAUGUUAAAAAUAAAAUCAACUUAAAUUACAACAAAUACUGCUAUGAUGUAUACUUUACUGCUGAUUCAUAUAUUGUCUCACAUGCAGAACUGAGAAUUCAAGAAUUGUGCCUAAUUUGAUUAAAAUAAUAUUAGUGCAAAAUAAUCCUAAAAUUUAAAAAAAUAUUUUUUAUUUUAUUCUUUUGAAUUUGGGGUGCCAUUUCUUGACAGUUUUUUGUGAGAUUUAAAAUCUAAACCUAAAAAAUACUCAAGUUAUUGUAAACUAUCAAAAGGGCAAAAAUGAGCCAUUUAGUAGCAUCAUUCUUUUUAUUUCUACUACAAUAAUCAUCUCUUACCUAACCACACUUUUAACUAUUUAAAUGGAAGACACUGACUCUUAAUUUGCACCGGAUCGAUUUCUAUGGCUUAAGUAACUCAAUAUGGUGUAGUGUUUCUCCUUACAGAUACUGUGUUAGAAACUAGUCUUCAAACGUGGAAUGUUUUGCGGUUAUUAUUUACCACUUGCACUUUGUACUUAAGUGAUCCCAGAAGUUUUCUUUUUUUGUUUACAAUUCUAUUAAGCUGUCAAGACGGCAUCUGCUUGAGUGACAUUCCCUAAGCAUCUGCAUUACAAAAGAAGUCUUAUGAAAUUAAUCUUUCUUUAGAUUGACACAGAUUGUCUAUAUAGUUUACCUUUUUGUUGAAACUGUCAAAUAGACAAGAAUUUUAAUAUUCUGUUCUUCAUGAUUAUCAAUAUCGUAGUUUGACAGAUUUUUUUUUUUGUCUUCAUGACAUCAUUGCUCUUGUGUGAGUAAAUGUUAGUUUGAUAUGCCACAAAAUUGAGAAAUGACAGCUAAUUAUAGCUUCAUAUUCCAAACACUUCCUAAGUCAAAUGAUGUGUUAAUAUUUAUUGUACUUUUUUUUUUUUUUUUUCUCGUUCAAGUGGUAAUAUUUCUUGUACAUAGAUGUACAGGUAAUUUUCCCAGUUUAUACAAAAGCAUGUAUUAUCAAGAAAGGGAAAUAAAUUAUUUAAUGUCA